Molecule: messenger RNA, 274 nt
Organism: Trematosphaeria pertusa
Lineage: Eukaryota; Fungi; Ascomycota; Dothideomycetes; Pleosporales; Trematosphaeriaceae
Exons: 1
Source: RefSeq, a predicted model, not a curated record
GCGAUAUAUUUGCAAAGCGCAAUGCAGACCAUGAGGAGAAAAUUGACAGACGCCGGAGUCGCCAAUGCUAAGGGCUUCAUCUAUCCAGUAGUAACCAGUAAACAUAUCCUUCAUCAAAAGGAUGAUGGCGGAGUAUGCUCGUGUCCCGGAUGUCACCUUGCUGGCGAACGACCUCAGCUGAGUUAGGAACGGGCCGAGGCAGACUGCGCGAUGCUACACCGGCCGCGGUUUUCGUGCGUUCGCGGAGAAGGCAUGCCUGGUAACGUUGGCAAAC